GCAAAGUUCUCUGAAGUGCGCUGGGCCAGACCCCCAGUUCCUUCCAACCAGUAGAUUGAAGGGGCCCGUUUGUGCAUGAGUGUUUUGAGAUGCCAUUGAAAUUCUUACAAAAACUGAAAGUGAAAUGAGGAAGGCCGAUUGAGCAAUCAGAUAGAAGGGCGAAUGCCAGGAAGACCUAUCCUUGCAGUAGGGACAGAGAUGCAGCCCGGCAGGGAGAGGAGAACUCAGGAGAACUCUCCUGAGGGCGAGCGCCGGGCGGCCGGGCCGUGUAGUCAGUGUAGGGCACCAGCAAACGCAGAUAACAGGAAAUGAUCCAUUCUCUGUGGUCACUUAUGCUGAAGGUCCGAACCUGCAAAGUUCAAGGAGGGAAAUGGAUGAGUCCAGAGGGGAGCCAGCACGCCUUCCUCCUUGCCUUAAGAGAAGAGAAGAAAUGAAACUGGAGGAGACAGUCUCCAUCCUCCCCCAGAAGGAAAGCCCCUCUGGCUGCUUCUCCAGAGAUGGGAAGCUGCUGGCCAUGACCCUGCUGCUGGCCCUGCUGUCCUGCUGCCUCACGGUGCUGUCUUUCUGCUGGGUGGUCUCCCUGCAGGAGGAGCUGGGGCGCCUCCGGGCUGAACUGCGGGACCAGCGGUGGGGGGAGCUGCCAGCCCCACUCCAGGCAGGAGCUGCGGUCCCCAGGGCCACCCCGCGGGAGGCUCCCCUCACCACCUCUGCCCUGAAAGCGAUCCUGGCCCCACCAGCUCCGGGAGAGAACAACUCCAGUCGGAGCGGCAGGGAUAAACGUGCUGCCCAGGAUGCAGAAGAAACAGUUACUCAAGAUUGCUUGCAGCUAAUUGCAGACAGUGACACGCCUACUAUACGAAAAGGAAUUUACCUUCUGAUGAGGGGAAAACAGAAAAACAAUGAACAAGUAAAAUGGAGAAUAAUAAAAUUCAGUGGUACGGAGGAAAAUAAAACAGGAGCUUACACAUUUGUUCCAUGGCUUCUCAGCUUUAAGAGAGGAAGAGCCCUUGAAGAAAAAGAAAAUAAAAUAUUGGUCAAAGAAACAGGUUACUUCUUCAUAUAUGGUCAGGUUUUAUACACCGAUAACACCUUUGCCAUGGGACACCUAAUACAGAGGAAAAAAGUCCACGUCUUUGGGGACGAAUUGAGUCUGGUGACUUUGUUCCGAUGUAUUCAAAACAUGCCUGAAACACUACCCAAUAAUUCCUGUUAUUCAGCUGGCAUUGCCAAGCUGGAGGAAGGGGACGAACUCCAACUGGCGAUACCGCGCGAAGAUGCUAAAAUCUCGCGGGAGGGAGACGGCACGUUUUUCGGUGCGCUGAAACUUCUGUGACCUACGGAAACCUUGUCUGUGGCUGCUUGCCCCCCUUGCUCUGCACCUCUACAGAGAAAACUCUUAACUGGAAAUGCCAAAAGGAGAAAAAAAAAAAGUGGUUAUUACCAUACCCUCUUCUGUGAGCUGUUUGUUUUGGUUUUCUGAAACUAGACCCAAACAGGAAAUUUAACAGACAACCGCAGCCAUCGGGUGUCAUGUGAAUUACAAGAAAUAGAGCCCAUUUAAGGAAAAAUAGAAUUAGAACGACUCCCCCCCCCCCCCCCAAUGCCAUGUUGAACAACUUAGUCAUAGCUUCUGGGCUCAUAGGAAGCACAGAUUCAAAGGGGCCAUGAUCGCAUCUUCUAAACGCUAUUCCACUGCUUGUUGAGGAAAAGCACCACGCCUGUAGGACAUGAAGACAUGGGGGGGGGGGGGGAAUCCCGGGAUUCUCUCUGUUUUUAUGUUAAACACCAAUUCUCCUUUUUUCAGUUAAUACCGAGAAAAACCAAAAAGAAAAAAGUAUAUAGAAAUCUCGCACUCCAUACAUGAAAAAGUAACAGUUUACAUGUAAAUAUCAUAUUAAACAGUUGGACUCAAAAUAGGAUCUAGGUACCAUGUAAGUCUUUUAGGUUUAUUUCAAGUUUGCAAUUUUUAGCUCUAAUAUUAUAUAUUCCUUGAUGGAACACUCCCAGACAUUUUUCACAGGAGGGAAAUAAUUCUCUCAUGUGUCUACAUUCAUGUCUUUUUUUUUUUUCUAGCUAAUUUCAGUUACUUCAGAAACUUUUAAUGUAGGGUGAUUCCACUUCAUGCAUAUAAGCAUUUAUUGGAAAAAAUAACAAUUGUUAUAAUUGUUCUUACGUAAAAAUCAAAUCUGCAAUAGAAGUUAAUAAAUACAUUUGUAAUAAUGUAAUUUCCUUUUGUUGCCUCUCCUGUUUUAAACUGCUGCUAUAAUAGUUCACAUAGCACGGCCUCUAAAAAAUACUCCUAUUAUUAGCUUUACAGGAGUUGGAGUUUAGUUAAAGUUCUUGGCAUCCUGAGUAUGUUCUAUACCAUGUGCUUGUUAUAAAAAUUACUCCGUCAGAAGACAUCAUCCUAACCUUCAUUUUAUGAAGACUCGUGUUUGAGAAUCCUCUAACACUUACCCUUUAUGGCACCAAUUGCCCUUGCACACCUCUUUUUUGUGUCUCAUCAGUCUCAAGAGUUUAUUUCAUUAAACAGUUGACUUUGCUAGUUUAAAUAGCAGGUGGGAGAGCAGACCUGGUCUGCUCCAGCUUUCCCCAGGUCACAGUGAAAUAUUUUAAAGGGACUAUUUUCAAAACCAAGAGAAUUAUUUGUAUUUUGCAUCUCAGAUUACACUUUCUUAAUCAUUCUGAUUUCUGUGAUACUGGCUUUUGGGUUAAAGUCAAGUCCAUUCUUCAGUUUAUUUUGUUUUACAAUAUUAUAAUAAAUAAAGGAGUGGUAGGUGGGGUCGGAGUUUCAGUACUAGAAGGAAGUUAGAGAUUUUCUUCUGGUUGCUGCUAACAGAUUGCCAAAUAAAAAUGUCAGUGCCUUUUGCCUCA
Camelus dromedarius (Arabian camel) is the source of this 2874-nucleotide messenger RNA. It is a transcript of the gene TNFSF13B, whose product is annotated as TNF superfamily member 13b. NCBI's taxonomy places the organism in Eukaryota, Metazoa, Chordata, Mammalia, Artiodactyla, Camelidae. The transcript is spliced from 7 exons. Gene Ontology annotation, biological process: positive regulation of B cell proliferation; immune response. The record is from RefSeq and is a predicted model, not a curated record. Gene Ontology annotation, molecular function: tumor necrosis factor receptor binding; receptor ligand activity. Bases 371 to 1333 code for a protein of 320 amino acids. Gene Ontology annotation, cellular component: membrane.